Molecule: messenger RNA, 3779 nt
Organism: Lingula anatina
Lineage: Eukaryota; Metazoa; Brachiopoda; Lingulata; Lingulida; Lingulidae
Product: baculoviral IAP repeat-containing protein 3-like
Biological process (GO): regulation of cell cycle
Cellular component (GO): cytoplasm; nucleus
Source: RefSeq, a predicted model, not a curated record
UUUCUUAUAUGAUGAAAGUAUCAUGAGUGAAACUCAAUUUUCAGAUAAUUGUAAACACAUAUCAGAAAAAAGUGAAAUGCAGAAAUGUCAUCAACAUGAUCUGGGGGGCCGUCUUGACAAUUAUUCUACAGACUGUAAGUUUGAAGAUAUUCACGGUAAAUCUUCUAUGCUUGGCUCACCUGGAAUGACAAAUGUGGAUAAAUACAAUAACCAAGUCUCCAAUCACAGGGACACUCAGACCCCUACUUCACCAGGUCAAACCCCACUGCUUGUAUUAGAGCCUGAGGCUGUAUCAGAUCAAGAUGAAGAGUACACGGCUGAAAGCGUAAAAACAAAGAGUUCAAGCUCAAAUUUAACACCUGGGGCAAUUGCUGCAUUGGCUGACACAGAGGGAAAUGUCACGUUCACUCAGGGAAAGAUACACACUCAACAAUUCAGUCAUAAAAGCAUUGGUACAUGUCAGGAAAUCAAAACUGAAUCCGUGGCCUGCACAUCAAUGAUAACUUCAGCAUUUGAAAGAACAGAAGCAAGGGCAGCUGGUACUACGCCACCGACCAAAAAUGUUGAUUCUCAUAUUACCUCUAACUUCACAAGAUCAUUGGAGACAAUCAUAAUACCUGCACCUGGAGAUGACGUUCCUAAGUACAGCAAAACCUUAGAAUUGGCAUCAAAAUUAACUGUAGGACCAGAAAAGACUGAAACAUGCAUUGAAAAUAUUUACAGAGAAAAUGUCGAGAUAUAUGGUUGUAAAGCUCACGAAUAUCAAGUACAUGGUACACGUUUCUCAUCGGUAACAUCUAGGAGAAUCACAAAUCCUGAAGAUGGUAACAGAAGCAAACGGGUGAAUGAUACUGAUAAUGAUAUAGAUCGAUGCCGUGAACAUGCAACCUCGAAAGGUAUUAUAUCCGAUCCAUCCCAAUUGUCCAGGAAUGGAAACAUAGUUGCAAGCACACAGAAUCGUACAGAUGGUGUCUUAGAAACUGAUUGUGGGGUAAUCCCAAUACCCGAUGAGAGUAACAGAACAAUGCUAAAUAACAAAAGAGAAACCAAUUUUGGAUAUUUCGGCGAAAGUAAGCCCGCAUGCACAUCUGAAAAUAGUGAGGGGAACGUACCAGAGGAUGUCAACGAUAAUGUUAUUUCAGCUGAAGGCGACACUACACUUUUAAGUGACACAGUUACCUUAGAUGAACCGAGUACAGAAGAAUGGCACAGAGCCAACGAAGAAAACAUAACAGCAAAUCAUUCUUCUGAGAACACUGAAGGAUCCUUAGGUGUCGAAGAAAGUCAAACUGUCCCUUUAGUAGAUAUUAAGCCUCAAAUGAGGGUUAAUACCCAGCAUCCGCAAUUUCAAGAAAAAGUGGUGGGUUUCUUCAACGACCGUGCAAAGUUAACUUCGAGAGAAAAUGGACCCCUUGACAAAAAUGUCCCCGAUAGAUUAAGAUGCCGUUCAAGUUUUCGCCCAGAAUCCUCACGUGCUGUUGUUUUUCCAGUUAACCGUGGUGAAUUUCAUAUUGAAGCUGUCAGAUUAUCGACCUUUCGAGAUAUGCCCAUUUCGGUCCCUGUGCCUGCUACGCGCCUUGCACGCGCUGGAUUCUACUAUUCUGGAGACGGUGAUGAAGUCGUUUGCUUUAGAUGUGACGGGCGACUGAGGGAGUGGGCUCGUGGGGAUGACCCUGCUGUGCGACAUCGUAAUUUCUACCCAGAUUGUCCACUGAUGAGAGGGACUGACAAAGAAAAUGAUCCAAUUCUUCCAACAAAUGAUGCUGUUUUCAAUUGCAAUUUAGAUCCGUUCCCAAACUUAGCAAACGCCACGUCUACACCGCUUGACCAUGAUAGCAAUGCGUCCUCACUACUGUCAAGUCAACAUGCACUAUCCAGGUCACCUGGCAUCAGUUCACCAGAGGUGGCCUCCCCGCAGACCACGCCGCUGGAAAGUAGCACAGCGGCUCAUUCUGGGGUUGCCAGUGGUGUAUGCUCUAACGAGGACACAUCUGCUCUGCCAAAUACAUCUCAUCUGCCGACACGCACCCCUUCAGGGAUGAGGAACGAGUCUGACCGCCUGGCGACUUUUGUCAACUGGCCAAGUGGAGCAAGUGUCCGACCCAGAGACUUGACAAGAGCUGGCUUCUUCUAUGUGGGCACGGAGGACCGGGUACAGUGUGCCUUCUGUGAGGGGGUUUUAAGGAACUGGGAACCAAGUGACCAACCAAUGCAGGAACACCGCAGGUAUCUUUCAACCUGCCCGUUCGUCCUAGGACUGGAAGUUGGGAACAUUCCUCUAGAAGAACCAAGCACAGCUCUUCCACUUGCUGUGUCAGAAUCACAAAGACAAGCUGUGGGAGGCAGCACAACAGGAUCAGAGAACACCACAAAUGGAGCCACGCUAGGGAUACUAACAGCGAGACCCAGACACGAGAGAUACGCCAUUGAAAGCACCAGAGUUCAGACAUUUGCUAACUGGCCGCCAUCUCGUAUUCCUCGUCCUGGCGAACUCGCCAGGGCCGGAUUUUUUUACGCCGGCUUUGGUGACAACGUGAAGUGCUUCUUCUGUGACGGAGGGUUGAGGAAUUGGGAACCACAAGACGACCCUUGGACUGAGCAUGCGCGUUGGUUCCCACGUUGUGGUUUUGUUCGCCAGUGCAAGGGGGAUGCGUUUAUUCAUAUGAUAAAGGAACAGACUUCGUCAAACAACCCACCUCCCCAUGCGCAAACGCAAACACAAAGACCACAAGGUGUGCCAGGCAGUUACCAUGUAGAGGCGAGGGAGAUCAAAGCCCGCCUGGACACCCCGACAGUACAGGCGGUCUUGGAUAUGGGUUUCAGUCGAGAUACAGUGCGUCAAGCGAUCGAACAAAGGUUGCGGAAUGCAGGAGACGAUUUUCCCAGUGCAGCAAGUUUACUAGAUGCAGUUUUAAAUAUUGAGGAUGAAAUGAACCGGCAGAUGACGCAAGGUGCUGCGGCAAUGGCAGUAAUGCCCCAAGAAGAGCCUGGCCAGCAGUCACUAAACGCAGCUCUGUCUGAAGCACCACCACGUGAAACAGCCCAGAAAACAUCACAAACACAGAAUACGGAGAAACAAUCUAAAAAGGACAAGAAAAAGAAAAAGAAGAAACAAGACGUUCCGGUACCAAAAGAUAGUGAUGACAGGGAGACCAAGUCCUUGCUUGAGGAGAACCAGAGACUGAAGGAAGAGCGCACCUGUAAGAUAUGUAUGGAUGAAGAAGUUAGCGUGGUAUUUCUGCCGUGCGGCCAUCUUGUCGCAUGUGUCCAGUGCGCACCUGCUUUGAGGAAUUGUGCCAUUUGCCGAGCAGCCAUCAAGGGCACGGUUAGGUCGAUAUUAAGCUAAAGAAGAUCGUAGAUAGCGUCCUUGGGACGGUUAGGUGGGGAAAAAGCAAAGCACAAUUGGAAUAACACUUAAAAUUGCUGUUAAUCUUGAAAUAGCGAUGUCUGGAUAUAUUUCAAAUCUAAUGAAAAUUUAAGAGUCCAACAUGGCAAAGUGUCCAUUCCAUGAAUCCACCAACCGAAGUACAGAAUUGCAGUAGGCUAUACUGCAUUUCUACUGCAAAUAUGCUCCACACCACUACUGCGUUAAUGAUUCUUUGCUACUUCGAUACUCCUGCAUUUUCGUGCGGGAUGGCCGUAGGAGUUUUGAGACUGCUGCAUCAAUUUGAUGGUCCAGAUUUAUUAAUGCAACAAAUUUGUCUUUGAACGCCUCUUAUUUCUAAGCAAAAGUAUUCAUUAGCUUGUUAUUUGGAUUUUCAAACACAAGCCGCAAUAUU